UGUAAUCAAUUAAAUGUAAGCGAAUGUGCGAUCACUGAAAGGAUUGACUACGAGUCCGACGCCGCUGUCAUUAUUUAUAACCCAUUGGCACAUCCCGUCCAACACUACAUCAGAUUACCCGUCAGGGACUUCAGAUAUCGGGUCAGAGACGCGUCCGGAGGGCUCAUUCAGACUCAGAUAGUUCCGAUUACAGCGAAGAUCAUGUCAUUGCCUGAGAGAAACUCGAUGGCCGUUUCGGAACUGCUAUUUCUGGCAAUACUACCCCCUCUCGGAUACUCCAGUUUUAUGAUCGACAGAAUCACUAAUGACUAUCAAAGCAUAAUAACGAGUCAAGAAAGUCAGAUAACAGAUGGCUCGACCUCUUCGGGUGAUGUGAUUCUAGAAAACGGAAGAAUUAGUAUUAAAAUCGACGGAAAGACAGGAUUGUUGAAACAAAUUGGUCUUAAAAACGGACAAUUAGUGCCGUUUAAGCAGAACUUCUUCUACUAUCAGGGAGAGGACAGGUUUAGGGGCGAAAAGCCUUCGGGUGCCUACGCUUUCAAUCCGAGUCAUCACAUCCCACACGAGGUGUCAAAUGCGGCCACUUUUAAG
Molecule: messenger RNA, 591 nt
Organism: Medioppia subpectinata
Lineage: Eukaryota; Metazoa; Arthropoda; Arachnida; Sarcoptiformes; Oppiidae
Source: the annotation of a GenBank genome assembly